CUUGACUGUUACACAACAAAAACAUAACACGAAAGGGCACCUGCGAAUUAUAAAGUUCCAUUUUGACUGUGUGCACUAAUAUGAGUGGGGCAAGUAAUAGCAGUGUUUUUGUGAAACAACUGAAACAGAUGGUUGUUGUAUGUGGAGGUGGAACAUUGACCUUUUUUGGUUUUUCUCUGUAUAGAGGAGAUGCAAAAUUUUAUGAAAAUAUGGUUAUGCCUGCAAUGAGGCUUCUGGAUGCAGAAACUGCACAUAAUUUAGCUAUAAAAAUGGCGAAAUAUAAGUUGGUGCCAAGACAGAGUUUGGCUGAUCCUCCUUUACUGCAAAGUAAAUUAUGGGGUAAAACAUUCACGAAUCCUGUUGGAUUAGCAGCUGGUUUUGACAAACAUGGUGAAGCUGUAGAUGGUUUAUUGAAAAUGGGUUUUGGUUUUGUUGAAGUUGGAAGUAUAACACCGGCACCCCAGGAAGGAAAUCCUAAACCAAGAGUGUUUAGGUUGGUGGAAGAUAGGGGUGUAAUAAAUAGGUAUGGAUUUAAUAGUGAUGGUCAUGAAGUAGUUGUUAACAGAUUAAGAUAUAGAGAAGAUGAACAUGUGGUUUCAGAAUUAAUAACCAUUCCCCAUAUGGGAGAUGAAAGAAAUCGAGCAAAUCUCAAUUUUUGGACAGAACAUAAUCGUACAUGGAGUGAUCAUAAAAUGAAAAAAGAAAGAGGGAUAAUGGGCAUCAAUUUGGGUAAAAAUAAAUUUUCGUCAUAUCCAGUAGAAGAUUAUGCUCAAGGUGUGAAGAGGUUUGGGAAGUUAGCUGAUUAUUUAGUUAUUAACGUGUCUAGUCCCAAUACGCCAGGUUUACGUGCAAUGCAGGGUAGAAAACAACUAGAAGAAUUACUAGAAAAGGUAUCUGCAGAAAGAGAUAAACUUAGAUUAAAGGAAAAGGUACCAUUAUUAGUAAAAAUAGCUCCUGAUCUUUCUGCUGAAGACAAAAAUGACAUAGCAGCAGUUGUCUCCAAAAAUAAUAGUGGUGUAGAUGGUUUAAUAGUUAGUAAUACAACAGUUAGUCGGCCACCAUCAUUACAAAAUAAACAUAAAGAAGAAAUCGGGGGACUCAGUGGUGAUCCUUUAAAACAUCUCUCUACCUCCACAAUUAGUGAUAUGUAUAAAUUAACUAAAGGUAAAAUACCUAUAAUUGGUGUUGGUGGUAUCAGUAAUGGUAAAGAUGCUUAUGAAAAGAUAAAAGCAGGAGCUUCUUUAGUGCAAUUAUAUACAGCUCUUAUAUAUCAAGGUCCACCAGUUGUUAAAAAAGUCAAAAGAGAAUUAGCACAAUAUUUAGAAUCUGAUGGGUAUAGUAAUGUAGAAGAAGCCAUCGGAGCUAAUCACAGAUGAUAAAAACAUUUGUUAGUGGAUGGAUUUUAACAUUAACUACAUCUGAUGUAUCUGGAUGUUGAUAACAUUAGAUUGUAUCAGAUAUUCUACUUACGGUGAAUACUUCAGAAUUGAUAAUACAGUGAAUACAUAAGUCAAACUUUGCUCUGAACUUGGUAAGAGUAAUAAGUUUGUUAGUAAGCAAGAUAUUCUUGACAGUGUAAGAUAUCUGCUCUUUAACAUGAAAAUAAAUGAUGCAAUCGACUUUUAUAAAUAUUAAUAAAAUUGUCCAGGGCCCCAUAACCUGUAUAUUUUUGAAGAUUGUAAAGUUUGAAUGUUAUCAACUAAGAUGCUAUAUCAUUAAUUUAAUGUUAUUGUAAAUUAGUAUUUAAACGUUGACUGUUGUGAAA
Molecule: messenger RNA, 1765 nt
Organism: Patella vulgata (common limpet)
Lineage: Eukaryota; Metazoa; Mollusca; Gastropoda; Patellidae
Product: dihydroorotate dehydrogenase (quinone), mitochondrial
Exons: 10
Coding region: 81-1376 (431 amino acids)
Biological process (GO): pyrimidine ribonucleotide biosynthetic process; 'de novo' pyrimidine nucleobase biosynthetic process
Cellular component (GO): mitochondrial inner membrane; cytoplasm
Molecular function (GO): dihydroorotate dehydrogenase activity
Source: RefSeq, a predicted model, not a curated record